Talaromyces rugulosus is the source of this 1482-nucleotide messenger RNA. RefSeq lists its product as uncharacterized. Gene Ontology annotation, molecular function: protein binding. NCBI's taxonomy places the organism in Eukaryota, Fungi, Ascomycota, Eurotiomycetes, Eurotiales, Trichocomaceae. The record is from RefSeq and is a predicted model, not a curated record. The transcript is spliced from 3 exons. The coding region runs from base 1 to 1482 and encodes 493 amino acids.
AUGUCCAAACGCACUGCAGACGCCUCCGAGAGCGAGUCGGCCGCUCUCAAGGCUGGCCAGCGCCCUCUUUCCGAGGAAGCCCCGCCUGACGAGAUCGGAGAAUUCGAAGAUGAGUUUGAAGACGAGUUUGAAAGCGAAGAUGAAAUCAUAGAGGCUGGCGUCGAUGGCCGCCCGGAUGAAGAGAGAGAAGCAGAAGAAAACGACGCAAUGGACGUCGAUAAAGAGACCUUUAUACCCGGAAGAACAAAACUGCCACCGGGCGAGACGCUCGCGCCCGACCCUUCCACAUACGAUAUGCUACAUACCCUCAGCACGCCAUGGCCAUGCCUCUCGUUUGAUAUUGUGCGCGAUAAUCUGGGCGACAACCGCAAGACCUUCCCAGCCACUGCCUAUGCGGUGACUGGUACACAGGCCGAAGGAUCCCGUGGGAAGGACAACGAAUUGAUGGUUAUAAAACUCUCCGGGCUUGGCCGUAUGGAGCGAGAGGACGAUGCGGGUUCAGAAAGCGAAUCGGAUUCGGACGACGAUUCAUCCGAUCCAAUCCUAGAAUCCAAGACGAUACCAUUGGGAUCGACGACAAAUCGCAUUCGAGCACACCAGACCCCCAACGCGUCGGGCGACCUUACAAGACCACCACAGACAAUAACGGCGACUAUGCUGGAGAACUCACAGGUUGUGAUUCACGAUGUGACACAGCACUUGACAAGCUUCGAUGUCCCCGGCACUAUAAUCCCGCCGUCGGCCUCGAAGCCCAUUUCGACGCUGCGGAUGCAUAAAUCAGAAGGCUAUGCGUUGGAUUGGUCUCCAUUGCAGCCUUUGGGCAAGUUGCUUACGGGCGACAACGACGGUCUUAUAUACGUUACGACCAGGACAGAAGGAGGCGGCUGGGUUACGGAUUCGCGGCCAUUCGUCGGUCAUAGCUCAUCUAUCGAAGAGUUGCAGUGGUCUCCCAACGAGAAGAACGUGUUUGCCUCUGCCAGCAGUGACGGCUCGGUGAAAGUAUGGGAUGUGCGCUCCAAGUCCCGCAAGCCCGCGGUUGACGUGAAGAUCUCCAACACCGACAUCAACGUCAUGAGCUGGUCGAGUCAGACAUUCCAUUUGUUGGCCACGGGUGACGAUGCCGGUCAAUGGGGAGUGUGGGAUCUGCGACACUGGAAGCCCGGAACAUCGCAGACCCAGCCGUCGGCGGUGGCAUCGUUUGAUUUCCACAAGGAGCCCAUCACGAGUAUCGAGUGGCACCCGAGCGAUGACAGUGUAGUUGCCGUCGCCUCGGCGGACAGUACCGUCACGCUUUGGGAUCUGGCUGUCGAGCUGGAUGACGAGGAGAGUCGCGACGCAGGGAUGCAAGGCAUUCCGCCGCAGCUGCUCUUUGUGCAUUACAUGGACUCUGUCAAGGAGCUGCAUUGGCAAGCCCAGAUGCCUGGAACUAUAAUGGCAACGGGAGCGGGAGGAUUUGGUGUCUUCAAAACCAUCAGCGUGUAA